This is a messenger RNA of Brenthis ino (lesser marbled fritillary), 792 nucleotides long. NCBI's taxonomy places the organism in Eukaryota, Metazoa, Arthropoda, Insecta, Lepidoptera, Nymphalidae. The record is from the annotation of a GenBank genome assembly.
AUGAAAAAAGUGAAAUUCAAUCAUGAUUUACUGGCGGCGGAAGUUGGUAAUCGGGGUGAGUUACUCAUCCCGUUGCUACCAGAACAUGAGGACAGCGGCAUUGAUAGUGAUGAUACGGAACGUGCGCGAGCGCAGCGACUGGAUGAUCUUGUCCAAUUAACAGAAACUAGCAGCAGUGACGAAGAACCAGUGAUAAAAGUGCCAUUGGUGCGAUGCGCAAAGAGAAAGUUUGACGAGGAGUUGAAAGAGAUGGAAGAAGAUAGGCUCGACUGUGAAAUUUUGAUACCAAUGAUCCCAUGGCAACGCGCGCGUGAAACGGAUGGCACACAACCUUUCCUAUCAGGCAGUCCUGACAGAUCUUCUCCGCCACUAUACGAAGUCGAGCUGACGGCCUCUGAUGAAGAUGAUGACGCAUCAGUUCUUGAACUCGUCAUACCUGUUCAAUCUGCCAGUAUCAGAUCGAUUCGACUGCUACCUGAGGGCGCGAACAGAGAGUGUUUUAUACUAAAAAAACCAUAUACAUACGAAGCCUUCAAACUAAGUAAUGCGGACUGGCUAGUUAUAGUGUACAUUCGGAUAGAAAUCGGUAAAGUGUGCCCGGUCGGCAAGAUUGAGGUGGUGGCCGGGUGCGGGUGGGGUAGGCGCGCGCGCGUGCGGCCUUUGCACGCGCUGAGCCGCGCGGCCGGCAUGCUGGCGUCGCAGCGCUCGCAGUCGUGCAACGAGGAGGGCGCGUUCUUCGGCGCGCGCGCACUACGCCGGCCGCGCGGCAAGGGCAGUGGCAGCCCGCCCUGC